UAUUUUGAUUUAGUGUAAGAAAAAAAUACUAUUUAUUCGCUGAAAAGUCGUAGUAAAUUAGUACAGAAAGAAAAAAGAGAAUUGAGGAGGUCGGUAUAGUCAGGGACAUUUUGGUCCUUCUCAAGUUUCAACGACAAGAGGGGAACACUGUAGGCGUGCACACCCCUCCAGUUUUAAUAAAAAAAAUGACAAGAGGGGAAAAUAAUCAAAACUGAUUAGAAACACUGAGGAACCCCAAACUCCGUGUCAGUUUUACUAAUGAUGAAAGGCAUGGCCACCGGGGGAAACCUGUGCGCCGUGGAGAAGCGCGGCCGAGUGCACGUCAUCACCCUCACCGGCGCGGGGGAGCACCGUCUCAGCCCAGCCCUGCUCUCCGCGAUCCGCUCCGCGGUGGCCACCACCCGCCGCGCCUCCCCCAGCGGCGUCGGCGCGCUCGUCCUGGCCGCCGAGGGCAAGUUCUUCAGCAACGGCUACGACCUGGUCUGGGCGCGCGCCGGGCCGGCCCCGGCGCCGGGGCACCGCGUCUCGGCGAUGCGCAUGGCGCUCCGGGGCCUGGUCGCCGACCUCCUCGCGCUCCCCGUGCCCACCGUCGCGGCCGUCACGGGCCACGCCGCGGGCGCCGGCUGCGAGCUCGCGCUGGCGCACGACGCCGUCGUCAUGCGCGCCUCCCGCGGGUUCCUCUACAUGAGCGAGGUCGACGCGGGGAUCAAGAUCGUUGACUUCGUCGGCGAGCUGGUCCGGCACAAGGUCCCCGACGCCGUCGCCAGGAGGGACCUGGUCAUGAAGGGGGAGAAGAUCACGGCCGCGGAGGUCGUGCGCCGAGGCAUCGUGGAUGCGGCCGUGGACGGCGGCGUGGAGGACGUCGUGGCCGCGGCGGUCGCCAUGGCUGUGGAGCUCGCGGGCAGAGGCUGGGAUGGGGUGAACCUGGCCGACAUCCGGAAGGCCACUUGGCCCGUGCUGUGGAGCAAGGUCAAGGACUACGGCGGCGAGGCGCCGGCGCCGGCGCGGCCGCGUCUAUAAACUGCAGCUGUCUGCUUGUAAAUUUCGAUCAUCUCUGUGUAAAAACAAAAUCAAACUACGAUUUGAAGGAA
Messenger RNA from Sorghum bicolor (sorghum), 1091 nucleotides. Its product is annotated as enoyl-CoA delta isomerase 2, peroxisomal. The transcript has a single exon. Bases 259 to 1020 code for a protein of 253 amino acids. The record is from RefSeq and is a predicted model, not a curated record. Gene Ontology annotation, molecular function: enoyl-CoA hydratase activity; delta(3)-delta(2)-enoyl-CoA isomerase activity. Gene Ontology annotation, cellular component: peroxisome. Gene Ontology annotation, biological process: fatty acid beta-oxidation. NCBI's taxonomy places the organism in Eukaryota, Viridiplantae, Streptophyta, Magnoliopsida, Poales, Poaceae.